UUUAAAUUCAUAGCGCCAAUACAGGAUCCCUCUUCUUCAUCCUCCUGCAUUUUAGAAACCCUAAAUACAGCCAAUUUGCAAAAUCUUCAAUUCUCCAUUAUUGAAGCUUCAAUUUGGUUGCUGAUUAUUGUAGCAGAGCAGAUUAGAACAGUGAAAUCUGCAAUGGCCGGAAUAUUAAAGCCGCCGGGGGCCUUCACUGUUACACCGCACAAGGUUUCCAUUUGCAUUUUGAUUCAAGUCUAUGCUCCGCCAACUCAGAUUUCUGUUCCGUUUCCCUUCUCUUCCGUUUCUCAUCACAACCGUCUCGGCUUGUUCCUUUUUGCUCUCUCUAAGUCAUGUGAUGAUAUUUUUGAGCCGAAGCUGGAUGAGCUCAUUGGGCAGUUGAAGGAACUCGGUGACUUCCUAAAUGAUUGGUUGAUCGAUCAUUUAACUCGUAGACUAUCAUCAUUGGCCUCACCUGAUGACUUGUUUAACUUCUUUAAUGAUUUGAGAGGAAUUUUGGGUGGCUCCGAAUCCCAUGUCAUGGAUGAUGAUCAAAUCAUGCUGGAUCCAAGUAGCAACCUUGGGCUCUUUGUGCGCCGUUGCUUACUUUCUUUCAAUCUUCUGCCAUUUGAGGGUGUCUGCCAUCUUCUAACAAACGUAGGUGCAUACUGUAAAGAAUCUUUCUCAAGUUGUCCUUAUGAAUUGUCACAUAUAGAAGAUUGUGCUAAUGAGGCGGAAUCAUCAAUGGAAUAUGAGAAUAUGGAAUUGGAGGGUCUUGUGUUUGACAAAGUCAGCAAAGAGUUUGAAGCACAAAAAAGGGCUAAUGACAGCUUUGUUUUUCAUAAUCAUGCACCCAAAAUGCUUAUCGGAUUUAUUGAAGAAUCAGAUAUUUCUUCAGGAUCAAAAGUCAAAGAAUUUGAUAGACUUAGAGCAGGUAGCUCAUGUAUACCUUCUUCAAGUUAUUCACAGAGAAUCAUUGAUCCCCAGGUUGGCAGUUUCCUCCGUACAAACUGGCAAAUACAGGGAAACUUACUGGAUCAAGCUGAUGCAAUUGAAAGACAUGGCAGCUCAUUCUCUUUGAAUGCUUUUGAAUCCAUACUUAAGCAGCUGCAGAAACUGGCCCCAGAACUGCAUCGGGUUCACUUCUUGCGCUAUUUGAAUAGUCUUCAUCAUGAUGACUAUCCUGUGGCUUUGGAAAAUCUUCACCGUUACUUUGACUACAGUGCAGGGACAGAAGGAAUUGAUUUUGGUCUGCCUUCAUCUGGUUGCAAUAGUUUUGGGAGAUAUGAGGUUGCUUUACUAUGCUUGGGAAUGAUGCAUUUCCACUUUGGGCACCCAAAGCAAGCUUUGGAGGUCUUAACUGAAGCAGUUAGAGUUUCUCAGCAGCACAGUGAUGACGCUUGUCUAGCAUACACUUUAGCAGCUAUAUGCAACCUAUUGUCUGAAGUUGGUAUUUCAAGAAUGACUGGAAUUAUUGGAUCAGCAUGCUCGUCAGUUGUCACCAUGCGAACUUCCUUGUCCAUUCAACAGCAAUUAUUUGUGCUUUUGAGGAGAUCUUUAAAAAGAGCAGAAGGCUUAAAGUUAAAACGACUGGUGGCCUCCAAUCAUAUUGCAAUGGCAAAAUUUGAGCUAACACAUGUUCAAAGACCAUUAUCAUAUUUUGGUCCAAAGGGUCCCAUGAAGCUCAGAACAUGCCCCAUUAAUGUCUGCAAGGAACUGAGAUCGAGUUCCCGUCUGAUCCAUGAAUUUUGUGAUGAAAGUUCUAUAAUGAACACUGAUGGUCUUUUGUGCACUAUGUGGCUUAAGAAUUUGAAGAAACCUAUUGGUUCAGUGAUUUUCUCUCAAGAAAACGAAUCCAGGCGGAACUUGGAUACUUUCCAGUUUUGUGCACAACCAAAUUCUCUUCCUGGUUCUGUGGUCCAGUUAUUGGGGACUUCAGCAUUGGUUCGUGCAACUGCCUGGGAGAUAUAUGGCAGUGCCUCUCUUGCUCGAAUAAAUACCCUGGUUUUUGCAGCAUGCUUUGCUGACUCAUCGAGUUCAGCUGAUGCUGCCUUAGCUUAUGCCAAGCUCAUCCAACAUUUGGCUGUUUUUAAAGGACACAAAGAAGCUUUUGCUGCUCUUAAAAUAGCGGAAGAGAAGUUCUUAUGUGUUUCAAAGUCAAGAGUCCACCUUGUAAAACUGCAGCUACUUCAUGAACGUGCCCUGCAUAGAGGGGAUUUGAAGUUCGCUCAGCGAAUAUGCAAUGAAUUUGGAGCUUUAGCUUCUUCUGUAAGUGGUGUGGACAUGGAGCUGAAGACUGAAGCAAGUCUACGACAUGCUCGAACACUGCUUGCAGCAAACCAGUUCAACCAGGCUGCAGCUGUCACAAACUCCCUCUUCUGUAUGUGUUACAAAUACAAUAUGCAGGUUGAGAAUGCCACUGUUCUUCUUUUGCUUGCUGAGAUACACAAGAGAUCAGGAAAUGCUGCUCUCGGAAUUCCUUAUGCUUUGGCUAGUCUUUCAUUUUGCCAGUCUUUUAACUUGGAUCUUCUUAAAGCCUCUGCAACACUGACACUUGCUGACCUAUGGCUUUCACUGGGAUCAAAUCAUGCAAAAAGGGCUUUAGCCCUCUUGCAUAGUGCUUUCCCUAUGAUUCUUGGUCAUGGCGGUCUGGAGCUUUCUGCUCGAGCCUAUAUAACAGAGACAAAGUGCUAUCUGGCAGACCCAAGCUUUUCAGUCUCAGAAGAUCCAGAGGCAGUGCUAGAACCUUUAAAGCGAGCUUCUGAAGCGCUUGAACUUUUGGAGUACCAUGAAUUGGCUGGUGAAGCGUUUUACUUGUUGGCGAUUGUAUACGACAAGUUAGGAUACUUAGAAGAAAGGGAAAAAGCUGCAGCUUUAUUUAAGGUGCACAUUAUGGCCCUUGAAAAUCCUGAAGAAAAGGAAGAUUCUCUUUCUACAAUGUUGUGAAGAAAAUCCAGCGCGUUUCAUUGAAAUUACAGGAGCAAACAUAGCUCAUUUGUUGUAUGAUAGAGUAACGAAAUCUAAUUCAGUAUCAUCUCAAACUUCUCUCUGAAGUAGCGCAUGGCAAUUGUUGUUAAGUCUACGUUGUCAAAAUCAACUGUCUGUUUUGCUGUAUAGAAAUGUACAUCUUCUCUUUCAAAAAUUUUGAGCAAUGGUAACAGACCCUUAAUUUGCUUUAACCA
Molecule: messenger RNA, 3164 nt
Organism: Coffea eugenioides
Lineage: Eukaryota; Viridiplantae; Streptophyta; Magnoliopsida; Gentianales; Rubiaceae
Product: anaphase-promoting complex subunit 5
Exons: 20
Coding region: 163-2928 (921 amino acids)
Biological process (GO): anaphase-promoting complex-dependent catabolic process; protein K11-linked ubiquitination; positive regulation of mitotic metaphase/anaphase transition
Cellular component (GO): anaphase-promoting complex
Source: RefSeq, a predicted model, not a curated record